Messenger RNA from Staurois parvus, 304 nucleotides. The record is from the annotation of a GenBank genome assembly. Lineage: Eukaryota; Metazoa; Chordata; Amphibia; Anura; Ranidae.
CACUGACGGGCACUGAUAGGCGGCACUGAUGCACACUGAUAGGCGGCACUGACUGGCACUAAUAGGCGGCGCUGACUGGCACUGAUAGGUGGCACUGAUUGGCACUGAUGGAUGACACUGAAAGGCAGCUCAGAUGGGCACUGAUAUGUGGCAUUGAUGUGCACUGGUGGGCACUGAAAUGUGGCAGGUGGCAUGGAUGAACACUGACAGGUGGCACUACUGGGACUACACAGAUCAUCAGGGAACACUGAUCAUCACUGUCAGCGUGACAGCUCACGGGGAGAGAAAUGCAGAUAACUGGCAU